Messenger RNA from Dioscorea cayenensis subsp. rotundata (Guinea yam), 971 nucleotides. RefSeq lists its product as uncharacterized. The coding region runs from base 127 to 654 and encodes 175 amino acids. The record is from RefSeq and is a predicted model, not a curated record. Lineage: Eukaryota; Viridiplantae; Streptophyta; Magnoliopsida; Dioscoreales; Dioscoreaceae. The transcript has a single exon.
UUCUCUCAUCUUUUUCCCACUGCAUAUUAAUACAGCCACAAACUAAGCACUGAUAACUUGCUAUAAAGCAUCCUGACGCAAACUUGCUAACCCAGUAAUAGAUCACUCGCCCAUUUCUAAGUAGGCAUGCAUACUAGUUUUAUUGAUUUAUGUGAGAUCUUUGAUACUAAUGUCUUGAAGGAUUUUUUGCAAAGUCGUUUUGGCAUUGCCUCCUCAUUCUCGUGUGCAUUAUUAUUUUCCUUUUUCUUCCCAAUCAUUUUCAGAGCUCUUCUCUACUUCCUACCCCUAAUAUUUUCCACUGUUACCUGCUUUAUGACUGUUUAUAUGCUUAUAUCAUUGGAGAAACAAGCAGCUAGGGAAAUUUUGAUUAUCAAUGGAGGGAAAAGUGAAUCUGGACUUCAUCAAAUUUAUGAUGAGGCGAACUUCAGCGUGUACAAGGAGGACAUUGAAGUUGCGUGCUUUGUCUUGAAGAGGAAAGCUGAGCUGGUUGAGGCUGGAACAGAUGGUGAGUGUGAGCAAAUUACUUUGACUGGAAAGCUACAGUUGAGGAAUAAGAGUAACACCUUCAUUGAGGACGAUUCAAGUGGAGAGAUAGAUAAUCUGGCUGAGGGAGUGUGGAACUGCUAUUUUGGAAAGUUCUCAAGAUGGUAUUAAACGGCUGUAAGUUUCGCAGUCCAAAUGAUGCAUUUUUCUACACUGGUUUCUUUGGUAAGGUUGAAUAUAACUAAACAUAUUUAGUCUUCCUUUGGAUGAAUAUCAUGGCAUAAUUAUUAAUGACCUUUGUAUUACUGAUCUUAGUUUACAAAUAUGAUGUCUUUUGUCUUUUCAAAAUUAAGUUUGCCAAUUACAGAUGAUUUAGCAUCCCAAUUUUGUGGCUGUGAUGCAUUGACCUCUCUCACUCACUAAGGUGACUGAUUUAUUUUAUGCUAAUAAUGCAGAUAUGUAUAUUGAGAUCAACACCUUUUGGUUUA